Molecule: messenger RNA, 408 nt
Organism: Cydia amplana
Lineage: Eukaryota; Metazoa; Arthropoda; Insecta; Lepidoptera; Tortricidae
Exons: 4
Coding region: 49-408 (119 amino acids)
Source: RefSeq, a predicted model, not a curated record
UUUCCUUGAAUAGUAGGUGCCAGGUGCUGAUGCUGCCUCAGCGUCGCCAUGAGGACUGCCCUCCUGGUCUAUUUUCUGGCCCUCGGGCAAGGGUGGGUCACAUGCAACCUCUUUGACCCUAAGAACGGCAUGGACAAACACGACAAUGUUUUAAGAAGACACAGCAAAUUAUCAUUCGUCAAAAAUACAGAUAUCAGCCGUAAAAGGGAAUUACAAAAUAAAGAAAAGCAGCUUAUUGCCUUUUUUAAGGACGCGUUACAUCAAGAACAUAUAAAGUUAAACCCAAAACAGACAAAGACUAAAUUAGGUUUCAAUUUAGCUGGAUUCGCUAGAGGAGUUCAGUUCAUAGCUGACGUGGUCAGUAUUGUAUCAUCGGACUUCUGGAAGUGGAUACGUAAUAAGAAUUAA